AUGCGCUGUAGGAUUGUGAUCCAAGAGGGGGUGGCUAAAGUUCGAAAACCUUUUAAAUUCAUUAAUGCUAUUGCUGAGUUCCCGGAGUUCCUUCCUUUGGUUAAAGAAUUUUGGGCUACUACGGAUCCUCUCUUUAACUCUACUUCUGCUUUGCACCGCCUGUCAAAGAAGCUGAAGCUGAUGAAACCUCUUCUGCGGCAGCUGAGCAAAGAUCAUAUUGGGGAAAUAGAAAAGAAAACAAAGGUGGCUUGGGGUAUCCUAUGUGAUCGCCAAAAUACUACUAUGCUCAACCCAACACAAGAGAAUAUGAAAGAGGAGUCACUAGCCUACAAUCGGUGGAACUUUCUUUCUACUCUUGAAGAGAAAGUUCUUAGUCAAAAGGCAAAAGUUCAUUGGUUGGGCAUUGGAGACGGCAACAAUACGCAAUUUCAUAGAGCAGCCAGGGUUAGAGAGGUUCGUAACGCGAUAAGAGAGAUCCAUAAAGAAGAUGGUACAAUAGCAAAACAUCAAGAAGAAAUUAAGGUGGAGGCAGUGAGGCAUUUUUCUCUGUUCCUAUCGCACAAGCCGGAGGAUUUCAUAGGCAUACCAGAAGCAGAACUUAAACAACUUUUGGGGUUUGAAUGUGAAGAAACAGAUAUGCGGUUUUUAGACAGGGAAGUAUCAGAGGAGGAGAUUACAAAAGUUUUAUUUGCAAUGGCAGCCAACAAGUCCCCAGGACCUGAUGGGUUUACUUGCGAAUUCUAUAAAUCAGCCUGGCCGGUUAUUGGAAAAGACUUCGUUGUAGCAGUUCAGUCUUUCUUCACAAGAGGCUUUCUACCCAAAGGAAUAAACUCAACUAUCUUAGCCCUUGUACCAAAGAAAGAUGAAGCAACAAAAAUUAGAGAUUACAGACCCAUCUCAUGUUGUAACGUCUUAUACAAGGUACUUUCAAAGAUUUUGGCGAACAGGUUGAAAAAGAUACUCCCCAAGUUCAUGUCUACGAAUCAGUCAGCGUUUGUCAAAGACCGUCUGAUCAUGGAGAAUGUUUUGCUAGCUUCUGAGCUUGUCAAGAGCUACCACAAGCCAACAAUAUCAUCUAGAUGUGCGGUAAAGAUUGAUAUCUCAAAGGCUUUCGAUUCAGUUCAGUGGCCUUUUCUGCUGUCUAUACUUUCUGCGAUAAAUCUCCCGGAAAAAUUUGUUCUUUGGGUGAAGAAGUGCAUUGAACUGGCCUCCUUUUCAGUCCAGAUCAAUGGAGAACUGGCUGGUUACUUUAAUAGUUCCAGAGGGCUUCGUCAAGGAUGUUCUCUCUCCCCAUAUCUGUUUGUUAUCUGUAUGGAGGUGCUGUCUAAGUUGCUAAAUAAAGCAGCUUUGGAGAAGAAAAUAGGAUAUCACCCUUACUGUCAAGAGGUUCAGUUGACUCAUCUUUGUUUCGCUGAUGAUUUAUUGGUAUUCUCAGAUGGCAAGAAGAGUUCGGUGGAAGGUAUUCUCCAAGUAUUUAAAGAUUUCGCUGGUAUGUCAGGCUUACAUAUAAGUCUGGAAAAGUCUACUUUGUUCUUGGCGGGAGUAUGUGAGGACAGAGAGGCCAUAUUGGAGCAGUUUCCUUUUGAGAUUGGGACUCUUCUGGUUCGUUAUCUUGGGGUUCCUCUCUUAACAAAGCGUAUGACAUCGAGUGACUAUUCCCCUCUGUCUACUCUGUGGGUUAAAUGGAUUAAACGGUAUCUGAUAAGAAAGGGCUCCUUCUGGAGCAUCAGUGACACAAGCUCUCUUGGUUCUUGGAUUUGGAAGAAGCUACUGAAGUAUAGAGCUCUGGCCAGAUCUUUUGUACAAGUAGAAAUAAGAAGUGGAACUACUACUUCUUUCUGGUUUGAUGAGUGGUCCCCCUUGGGGAGGAUAAUAGACCUCACAGAUAUACAAGGUUGCAUCGCGCUUGGGAUCAAUCUCAAUGCCACCGUCAAGUUUGUUAUCCAAAACUACCGGAGCCGCCGCUACAGAGCAGAGCACUUGAUUACCAUUGAUGAGGAGAUCCUGAAGUUGAGAGCCCAGGGGCUUACGGAAGAGGACGAUGUGGUUAAGUGGAAAGGGAAAGGCAAUGUGUUUCGACCUUGUUUCGACACACACCAAACUUGGAACUCUAUUCGAGUGGCGAAGUCAAAAGUUCAGUGGUAUAGGGGUCUCUGGUUCGCUGGAUCAACUCCAAAGUACUCUGUUAUGUCUUGGCUUGCUGUACAUAAUUGCCUGGCAACAGGAGAUAGGCUGCUGCAGUGGAACUCUCAGGCAAACGCUCAGUGUAUCCUCUGUAACUCUGCAGUCGAAUCCAGAAAUCAUCUUUUCUUUAGCUGCACUUUCACAGAGACUAUUUGGAGGAACCUCACAAGGAAGCUACUUGGACAGAACUACUCACACAUAUGGAGUGAAGUUCUUGAUCUUAUAUCGACACACACUGUCUCAGGGGAGACAAGGUUCCUCCUAAGAUAUGCUUUUCAAGUUUCAGUGCACAGUAUUUGGCUGGAGAGAAAUGGUAGGAGACACGGCAAGGUUCAGAGACCUCCGAGCAUUCUUAUCAAGUUCAUCGACAAGCAAAUACGAAAUCGAAUCAGUUCUCUCCGGGGACGAGCUGGAACAUCUUUCAACAACACGAUGGUGGUUUGGUUUUCGUCUAGAGAUUAA
This is a messenger RNA of Brassica rapa (field mustard), 2646 nucleotides long. RefSeq lists its product as uncharacterized. NCBI's taxonomy places the organism in Eukaryota, Viridiplantae, Streptophyta, Magnoliopsida, Brassicales, Brassicaceae. The record is from RefSeq and is a predicted model, not a curated record.